AGUAUCUUAGCAACCACACGUCUGUCAUGGCGUAGCCUUUCUUUUCUAUUUCAGUAAAUCUGAGCACGACUGCGACAUUUCUUCAAAUCACACAUUCAAAACACAGUUUAUGAUUACAUCUGCUGUCAUUUUGUGUGGAAUACGGAUAGAAGAUGCCUCCAAAGAGGAGAGGACCUCUUCAAAACGUCCAAAGAGAGACAGAUGACAUAAAAAGAAGGGUCGACGAUUUUGUGCAGCAGGCUGGAAAAUUGAGUGCAUCAGACAGGACAGACACCUUAGAGAGGUGCAGAGAGUUACAGCGCACGGUUGAGGGUACUAUGAAGAAUCUAAAGAAAUUAACAAAAGCAGAUGAGCCAGCUCCAGUGGGGAACUAUGACCAAUCUAAGAGGGAAGAGGAGAGGCGUCUGAUGACUCUACAGGAGCGCCUGCAGUCCCUGGCUCUUGAACUACAACCACAGGAUGAAAUGGAUGGCCCUAGUUCAUCCCAUGCAGAGCAAGAGAGUGAGGAGGAAGACAGUGAUGAUGAAGAUGAGAGUUUAGAGGAAGAAGAUGCUGAAGAAGAAGUACAUGAUGAUGAUGAUGCUGGCAGUGGUGAUGAGGAUACAGAUAUCGGUCCAUCUGCAACAGGACAGGGUUCUGUCUCCUAUGUUGCUCUCAGUGUAUUCACUGGAGAGGAGGAGGGGGACCUCAGCAUCCAGAAAGGAGAAGUUUUGAAUGUUCUCUCAAAGAGGAAGGAUGGAUGGUGGCUGGCUCAGAACUCGAAAGGACAGAAGGGUCUGGUGCCCAAAACCUUCCUCAAGGUGUGUCUAAUAUCACAGAUGGAUUCUCAACAGGAAAGUGAGAGGGAUAAUGAUGAUGAGGGGGAGAGUGAGGAAGAGCAUGAGUCUGAGAACCAUGACACAAAGUCCAGUCUUUAUAGAUCUAUAGAUCCAGUCUCUUUUCCAUCUAGCAAAACAUCCAAUUGGAACACAGUUCGGAAGGCUGUUACUGAGAUAGAUGCCACAGAUGUGCUGGCAGCGAUGGGUGCAAUUCCUCCAGGCUUCAGACCCUCCACUCUAUCCAGAUAUCUGGAGGAAGGGACUUCUUACAGGGCAAGUCACUUUAUUCAGCCCAAGCUUAGUCAAUCACAACUCUCCUUUAAAGACCUCCAUCUGGACCCAGACACUGGCAAGGUUCAUGGGCGCCCAUCUCGAGUGAGUUUAACCCUGACCAUUUGGAGCUGUAGAAUGAUCCCACCCCCGGGGGUCGGGUUACAGGUGCUCAGCAGGCAUGUUCGUCUCUGUGCAUUUAAUGGAACCCAGGUUCUGAGUAACAUUCACACUGUCAGAGCCACUUACAACUCAAAGAGCCCAAAGACCUGGAGCUUUUCCCCAAGGAUGACUGGGACCCUGCCCUGUCUACUGGAUGGAGACUGCUUCCUGCGUUGUGACUCUGAAUCUCCUGAUCUCGGGAUUCUGUUUGAAUUGGGCGUAACCUACAUAAGAAAUUCCACAGGGGAGAGAGGAGAUCUCAGCUGUGGCUGGGCCUUCCUUAAACUGUUUGAUGAAAGUGGAGCCCCCAUUGCCCUACGGACUCAAGAGCUCACUAUUCAUGGUGGCACACCAUUUGAGAGAGACACUGAUAUGGAUGCUACAUCCACUAAGAGAGGGAAUCCCACUGGUGUGCUUCAGCAGAUGUUGCUGUCCAGGAAGCAGCCCAAACUCCUUGUUAAGCUCAAAUCAGUAAACACACGCAACAGAGAACUUCUGAAUCUGCUGCCAGACACUAUAGUUGGAAGUUUGUCCACACUACUUCUUCUGGCAAUAUACAGGCAAAUACUUGCUGAUGCUCUUUUACUGGACAGAGUCACCAUGCAGAGUGCAGAUCUGAUCUGCAGUUCAAUUCUAGCUUCCUUUCCUGACGUUCUAGAUCAGCCGGACCUGAUGGAUGCAUUUAGGAAGUCAUGGACAGAAUCAGAGAGUAACCUGAGAAGAUCUGAUAAGAGGGACAUUAAUGUGUUAAAGCAGAUGUUUGUGAGUGUGUACAUGGGCAGUGUGUUUCUAUUGUUGUACUCUGCGGAGAUGCCCGCUCCCUGCUGGGCUGAUGAGGAGGUGGAGUCUCGACGUGCUCGUCUCAUCUACAGCCCUUCCCAAAAAGUCACAGUAGAAACUAUGCUGUCAUCCCAAUACACGCAUCAAGCCUUUGACAUCACACAGGUCACCUAUGACCUCAUCAGCAGUGCCCAGCGCUAAAGACUGACCUGUCACGUGCCACCCUGGUCCUUUUACAGCCAAGUGUCUUGUCGCCAUGAAUCACAAUAUCAAUACCAGUUAUGCCAGAUGAAGGAAAUAAACUGUUCUACAGUCUAAUUAAUCAUAUCUGUUCUAAAGUUCAUGAAACAAAUCUUUGGAAAAUUAUUUUGUUUUUUUAUUUUAAUUUUUAAUUUUAUUUAGAUACUAAAAACACAAAUAAAUAGUUGUAUUGUUAUGACUUUGUUUAAUCUCUCUCACACCCUACCCAGAAAGAUUGCUUAACUCUGAUGGUGAAUCACAUCAUACCAGAGUUGCACAAGUGUGUGGGUUAGUUUUUUUUUUUAUGCUGUUUGAAGGUUUGACAUUGCACAAAUCAGAUAAAUUUUGUAUUUAUUAUUACAUUUAUAAAAUGUGUAUACCCAUACUUUUACAUUUAAAUGAUAAAAUCUUAAUCUAUUUCUGUCCUUACAAACUUCACCAACUAGAUCACUACUGCACUCAUACAGUGAAUUUACAGGUGAAAUAGAGUGUCAGCAGAAAGAAGGUAACAACAGGCAAUACAUAUAAAGCAGCUUUGUAGCACAUUAUAUAAUAUUAUUAUGCAGUAUAUUUUUCAAGCAACCUGACCUACCUCAGUUGAAAUACAUUGCAUUUAGUUAUUCUGUAAAUAUUACAAUGUCUUUGGCAUUGAUGAUGCUGUAUAGUUUUUCCUAAAAUAAAUAAAAAAAAAAAAUGUAAUGCUGCAUCAUGCAUUAUUUACAGGAGGACAACAAUUGAAAGGAAAUCUGAAAAUGUACAGUACAGUCUAUAAUCCUUGUAUUUGCUUUAGAAGUGUUAGUAUUGGGCUGGUUUUGUACUAGUUUUGAUCAGUCAUACAUAUGUGUCUCUUUCUUACUUGGGCUUGUGAAGAGUCCCAUGGCUGCCAGCACCUAAAAUAUUGCUCUAUUUUUAAGUAACACUCCUCCUGAAUAGAACUCCCUCCCUCUUUCGCUCAUGUUCUUUCUCACACAAACACAUAUCUGGUUUAAGUACACACCCCUCUGUCUUUAACACACCUUUCAUUUAAACAUAUUCCACUCCUAUAAACAUCUUGUACACUUAGAAACUCAUUCCCAUAGUCUCUUUUUGUUUCUGGCACACUGCCUCGCCCAGUCAUCCUGAGGUGUGGCAUCAGAAGCUUACAGAAAUGGAGACGUGAAUCACCAUCAAUUGUUUUAAUAUACGUACGGUAUAUAUACACCGUAGUCCUAAUAAGUCGAACAGGUGUGAUAACCCGUAUUACUUCAUUAACUGCUUACACAUGACACAUUCCUUUGCUGUUACUGCUGUUUAUACGUUCUGUAUCUAAAAUGUGUGUCUUGUACACUCGUGAGUCACCAAGCUCCAGCAUCCUCACAAGUGCUUGUUGGCCAGUAAUAGAAUAUAUUCCUAUUUGGAAUAUAGUGGCGCCACAGUGGUGUCAAAAAAAAAAUAACUGCCGUGAUGAAGAGACAGUAUUCCAUGUUUUUGUGGCAUAUUUCAGAAGACGAAAGACAAACAGAGACUAUUUGCUUGACAACAUUUCACAGAAGAGCAGAGCAGCUCAGGUAAUCCCCCCAAUAAUCAAAACAAGCAAGUACUAAUUUUCCCCUCACUGAAUAGGAAGAUACUUUAUAGAGGAAAUGGAAGAACAUUUUAUUUUUAUUUUUUUUUUUUUUUUUUUUUUUUUUCAAAAAGAAAAUUAAAUGCAUUCUUAAGUAAACAUGACAUUUCUACAUGACCUGUGUUUUCAUGUGGGUUGAUAUUGUGUGAGGGCUUGAGCAGAUCUAAAUGUUCCUCCUCAGUUUUCAUAAUUUGUAAAAAAAAAUUAAUAAUAAUAAUAAUAAAAAAUAAUAAAAAAGCUAAAAUGUUAAAAUGAUUAUUUAUUUAUUUUUGUUUGUUUGUUUAUUAAUUUUAUUUUCAAAGAAAGGUUUAUAAAAAAAAAUAUCUGUUAGUUAAGAGACAGUUC
Messenger RNA from Myxocyprinus asiaticus (Chinese sucker), 4218 nucleotides. It is a transcript of the gene nphp1, whose product is annotated as nephronophthisis 1. Gene Ontology annotation, molecular function: protein binding. The coding region runs from base 153 to 2231 and encodes 692 amino acids. The record is from RefSeq and is a predicted model, not a curated record. Gene Ontology annotation, biological process: protein localization involved in establishment of planar polarity. Gene Ontology annotation, cellular component: cytoplasm; cilium. Lineage: Eukaryota; Metazoa; Chordata; Actinopteri; Cypriniformes; Catostomidae. The transcript is spliced from 20 exons.